CUUCUACUUAGAAACACUAACUGGUCGGUGUAUACGCAUAUUGGAUUCAACGAAGUAUUCAAGUAAUGGUACAAAUGGCAUAGAACAUGCCAUUUUUAGAAUUAUAGAACAAUACCCACUGCUUGCCAUUAGGGAAACAUAUCACCGGAGAACAAAGAACAGAUAGCCAAUAAAAUAGACAGUGACCUGAUUUAACAUCACUAUCGGAAGAAAUGUCAAUUAGACAAACUGGAAUACGGAAAAUGGAAUGCUACAUUCGUGUAUACAGGAUAUGACAAUAUAUAGUGCGGAAGACCUCAAAACAUAAGAUAUUGUUGAACAAGACAAGUUAGAAGUGCCGACUAUUUCUGGUACAUUGAACAAUUAUUUUAGAAAAAUAGAUUGUACAAAGGAUAUUACAAGCAUUGGAUACCAUGGGCAUUUCGCAGAACUUUUGCGUCAGUGGAGAUGUCGAGGAUUUCAUUUGUUACAUAUGUCUAGAUAUAUUCGACAAGCCUGUGGAAACGUCUUGUAAGCACAUUUUCUGCAACACUUGUAUUUUGAAGCGACUCAUCACCAAGAAACGUGAAUGCCCCAUAUGCAGUUCCCGGAUGUCCAAAGUGACUAAAGUGCCAUCUGAUGGAUUCUAUGAGAAAUAUAACAAAUUAGAGAUGCGUUGUAGUUUUAAAUGUGGCCAUAUUGGCCUUUUAGGCGACAGGGAUGAACAUCUGAAUUUAAAAUGUCCGAGUGUAAAGACAACAUGCCCCAAUAUCUCAAUUGGUUGUAAAAUAUUCGUAAAGCGAAAGCAACUAGAUGACCAUAUACGUACGUGUCGGUAUAGAUACGUUACCUGUGAAGCAUGCGACCAUAAGACGCAAUAUCUUGACCUGUUCACACACCAAAAAGUGACGGGCUGUUUCGAAAAGAAACUAAAACAAGAACUAGUUCAGAAUGCAAGGACUAUAUCAGCAAAUGUACGGAAGCAUCGGAUGGAGCUCAAACAAGAAGAAAUGCUAAAACAGCAGAACGAGAUGAAACGAGAACACCAGAAAACGUGCCCUCGUGGUGAUGAAUCUGAUCGACAGUCUCCGCGACUGCGGCGAUCGGGAGCUAGCCCGAGGAGAAGUCCUCGCAGAUCGCCAAGGGCGCUUGCCGACAAAAGCGAUAAACCAUUACUUCAAAGCUAUAUUGAAUCAGAUCGAGAGCACUUAAAACAAGAUGACGAAAUGUACCUUGAAAUGAUUAUUGGGUCUAACAAUAGUCUCCAUACAGCAAAAGACGGCGACGACUACUUGGCUAUGGAUACAUAUGCACAGUUUGACAGAGGAGAAUUUGAUCCAACUCCCUCACCGUUUGCGCAAAGUCCGAUGGCUCCACUGUGUUCUCGAUGCAAUAAAACGUUUACCAUUAACACCACCAAAUCCUGCGCAUGGCAUAAGGGGGUAAAUAGUUACUAAAUAGGCUAGACUUAACGCAUGUCUUAUUUAUUGUUUGCAUUUGAUAUGAUUAGUUAGUGGCAAGUUCUUCAAAUCAACCAGUAUAGUAAAGUUCGCAAAGAAAACAUAGUUUGGUUCCCACAUAUGAAAUUGUACGUAGGAGACAUCCACCUACAAGUCAGAAUCUGAAGUAAUCUAUGAUUUAAAUUUGAAUCGCAUGUGUGGUUUCUUACUUGUCAAACAGUACGAUAAACGAACACAUGUACCAAAUAUAUUAAUUUCGUUUUCUACUCUUUUUCAUAACCUGUUCUCUCGUCUUCCGAUUUUGUCAUCAUAAAAG
Owenia fusiformis is the source of this 1755-nucleotide messenger RNA. NCBI's taxonomy places the organism in Eukaryota, Metazoa, Annelida, Polychaeta, Sabellida, Oweniidae. The record is from the annotation of a GenBank genome assembly.